Phytophthora sojae is the source of this 240-nucleotide messenger RNA. RefSeq lists its product as hypothetical. The transcript has 2 exons. The record is from RefSeq and is a predicted model, not a curated record. NCBI's taxonomy places the organism in Eukaryota, Oomycota, Peronosporomycetes, Peronosporales, Peronosporaceae. The annotation marks the transcript as partial.
UCAGUGUACAACAUGGACCAAACGGCCGUCUAUGGGGACAUGAAUGGACAUACCACGAUUGACUUUGUGGGCGCGCAAACGGUGGACGUUGUGCAAGGUAUGCCCGGCGGGCCUGUCUCCCAAGAGGUCUUCAACCCUGCUUUUCGGGCAGCGACAGUCGAGCAUACCGUGCAGAAGAACGGGUACUGCGAUGCCAUGGUCAUGUUGGACUGGAUUGAAAGGGUACGUGUUUUGGUAUGA